This is a messenger RNA of Dendronephthya gigantea, 1954 nucleotides long. Its product is annotated as protein FAM111B-like. The transcript has 3 exons. Lineage: Eukaryota; Metazoa; Cnidaria; Anthozoa; Malacalcyonacea; Nephtheidae. Bases 123 to 1871 code for a protein of 582 amino acids. The record is from RefSeq and is a predicted model, not a curated record.
AUUCGAACUACAUUUCGAACGAAAUUUCGUGUUCUUCAAUAAACGAAGAAUUAUAACCGGAAUGCAAAUUGUGGAUUUCAACGGUGAUUAACGUGAUUUAGAAUAUUAAACAGGGAAAAGACAUGGACGACUCGGGGUAUGAUUCGCCAAACGCUCACGGGAAAAAGGUGCAUUUUGUCAUAAAAAGAAAAGAAUCAAAUUCGCUAGUUAAUGUAAUUGCUGCAAGCGACGAAAUUUUAGCAGAUGCAGUGCGACGAAAGAACCCGAACGUAAACAUGAAAAGCAUUGUCUUUGGAGCAAAACUGCGUGGCCACGAUCGAAAUACUGCCGUAAAUCCGUUUCUCUUGCCAUGUCAUUUCAUUCAAUUCGGCACAGAAGUUUCGUGGCAAGAUUUAGGGGACGAAACAAAGUUAUACGAUAAGGACCCGGGACUGAGUUCAGUGUCGAGUUGUACUAAUGCCAAGCACGGGCAAGCUCCGUUUUUUGUAUCAAUAGCUAACCAAAAACACAAGGAGAACAUAACGCAUAUUAAUCGCCAAAAACUCGGACCUUUCGAAGAUAUUUGUGUCGUUGCCAACCGUGGUGAAAGUUUCGAACAAGCAUUGAUCAGAGAUGGUCGAUUUAGGAAUGUUCAGCGUUUUACUUUAAGUCGUAAGCUGCCUGGCGUAGUAAUAGGAUGUGAGAUCGAUAAAACCGAUGAGCGCGAUGAUUAUGAAGAAAACUUGGUUCUUGAAGUUAAGUUAGCAAAGUCGACAAAUACUGAGUCCAAAUCUCUCGGCCAGAACAAAAGAAACUGCCUUCUUUUGACUUCAGAAAUUGCAUCAACAAGUGGUGAGACGUCGACGGCAACCACGAUGGAGGAGGAACCUAGAAAGUACGAUCAUACUAGUUUAGAUCAGUUAACUGAAAAGCUGUGCAGGGAAAGCGGAAUAUAUUAUUAUUCCGAAGACUUUUGCGAGUUGACGGCUUCCGAAAGACGACUUGAAAUGGAAAGGUGCUUACGAGCUCGUGCAAUGUGUACCUUGCUGCCCCCGAAUGAGAGAAAAGAAAACCAUCUCAAGAGUUCCCUUGUCCAGCUUGUUGCAACUCAUUUCUCGAACGUAAACAUUGUAGCUCGCCCAGUAGCAUUCUCGAAAAUAAUAUGCCAUUUCUACGAUUCGGUGGGCUACUUGAAGUGUGGAGAUGUUAAUGCCACGUGUUUUUUGGUCAGUCAAGAUAUGGUUGUCACCAAUUUUCAUGUUAUCCGUCAAAUCCAAACAGCGCGUGAAUCGUCGACUCCAAACGACCACUCGCAUAUAUACGUGUACUUUGGAUAUGAAAGACCAGACCAGGAGUCUCGAGAGCGAUAUAAAUUGGCCCCACUUCAAUGCGAGGGCAAUAUUGUAUAUUCUGAUGCGUUUGACUAUGCAUUCCUUCGCACGGAGGAAUGUGUUGAGGGCAAGUUAACGCUGGGCCAAUUCGUGCGUUGCAACGUGCCACGUAGUGGAAUUGUCAGUAUUGUUGGCCAUCCUGGCGGGAAGGAGAAACAAGAGGAAUUAUGCGCGAUCUUGCCUUCAUCACAUCAGGACAGAAUGUCGUCCAAUGACACGUUAUUUAUGUAUCGAGAAAAUUGUAGAAGGGACCUCAGUGGUAUUGCCCUGACGUACGACGUUGGUUCAAUGUUCGAAGGGUCCAGUGGGUCUCCUGUGUUUGAUAUGAAUUGCCAGAUCGUUGCUCUUCACUCUAUGGGCUUCCAAAUUGAGAAUUCCAGGCUCGUCGAAGCUGGCGUGACAUUUAAUGCCAUAAUCCUUGAUUUGCAUGCAAGAGGAUUUGAUGAGUUUGUGAGAGAGCAUUUACCAUAUUGUUUUGAUAUUAGUAUGGACAUUGAUUGAUUUUAAGUGUAAUAUUAAGGCUAGUUUCUACUCAGGAAAAUUCUCCUUUGGAUCGGACAGGACAGGAAAGUUUCCUUUGUAUA